This is a messenger RNA of Aureobasidium subglaciale EXF-2481, 1056 nucleotides long. RefSeq lists its product as uncharacterized. Gene Ontology annotation, molecular function: oxidoreductase activity, acting on NAD(P)H. NCBI's taxonomy places the organism in Eukaryota, Fungi, Ascomycota, Dothideomycetes, Dothideales, Saccotheciaceae. The record is from RefSeq and is a predicted model, not a curated record. The transcript is spliced from 2 exons. The coding region runs from base 1 to 1056 and encodes 351 amino acids.
AUGUCUCAGAACGCGCUCCUUCUCCAUAAUGUCGGCGAGCCGCUUGCUCUUGGGAAUCGCCCGAUACCUCAGCCAGAUCAGGACCAAUUACUAGUAAAAGUUCUUGUUGCCGGGUUGAAUCCCCAUGAUCAGAGAACCCGCGAUAUUGGUCUCUUCGUCACGGAGAUGCCUUAUGUCAUUGCCAGUGAUCUCGUCGGAGAAGUCGUGACUGUCGGAUCAGGGGAGUAUUCCGCUAGAUUCACAAUCGGCGAACACGUUUUUGGCCACACUUUUGCCGAAGGCGGCUUCAAGAACGAAUUCAACGCUGCACAGGAGUACGCUCUUGUGGACGCAAGGUUUGUCGGUAAGGUGGCUGAUAGUGGGUUGAGUCUCGAUGAGGCAUCUACCAUUCCUGUCAUUGUCCUUGCCGCGUUUAUCGCACUGUUUGCGAAUUCUGGUCUUGGCCUUCCUGCUCCGUUCUCUCCUGAAGCCACAUCUUUUGACUAUGCUGGCGUUACGCUUCUUGUCAUUGGCGGUGGGUCAAACACUGGACGAGCCACCAUCGAGCUCGCCAGGAUGGUGGGAAUUGGGAAGAUCAUUGCGGUUGCUGGACAUCGUAAUGAAGCCUCGUUGAAGGCUGCUGGUGUCACGCACUUCAUCGACAGACAGGCUCCCAAUCUCCUGGAACGGAUACACGCCAUUACUGGCGACGAAUUGGUACAUGCAGUUGAUACGGUCAAUACAGGACUUGACCAAGAGCUUAGUGUCGCUGCUCUGUCCAACACCAAGAAGGGAACCCUGAUCACCCUACGCCGACCCGAGGGCGAAUUCGACUCGGACAAAAUCGGAAUCAAGUCGGCUGGUUACGACCGUCGUCUUGUGUUUGGAGUAUCUCCCAUGCACCCAGAAGUGACUAUGGGCUUUUGGCAAAACGUCCCGCGAUGGAUCAAGGAGAAGCACGUCAGUGCGAGUCAAUUCGAAGUUAUUGAAGGCUUGGAUGCGGAUGCUGUCAACAAAGCGCUGGAUCGAUACAGAGAUGGAAACGGUGUUAAGACCAACAUUCAUCUUUGGCAAUAG